Molecule: messenger RNA, 5310 nt
Organism: Plasmodium relictum
Lineage: Eukaryota; Apicomplexa; Aconoidasida; Haemosporida; Plasmodiidae
Product: rhoptry protein, putative
Exons: 2
Coding region: 1-5310 (1769 amino acids)
Source: RefSeq, a predicted model, not a curated record
AUGGAUAGAAUAAUUAAAGAAGAAAAACAUCAGUCUAGUAUUAAAUUAGAAUUAUCUGAUGAUAGUUUUGAUGAUCAAUUAAGUAAUGAUAAAGAUAACAUAUGGGUAGCUGAUAUUGAUAUUGGUGACGAUGACCUUAAUAUAAUAAAUAAUGAUGAUAUAUUAGAAAAUAAUAAUUUAAAUUUUAACAAUUCAGUUGAUGAAAUAGUUAAUAAUAAUAAUAUGGAAGAAAAUGAAAAAAUAUUUUAUAAUCAAAAGGACUUAAUAGAGUGUUCUAAUGAUUUACAAAACUAUUCAUAUGAAAAACAAAAAAAAUUUAACAGUGAAGAAUGUUUUAAUGAAAAAAAUAAUUCUAUAUUAAAAAGUAAAAAUGUGUAUGAUAGACUUGAAAGUAAUUUUUCAGAACAAAUUUAUAAAGAAAAAUUCUUAAUUAAUGAAAAUAUAAAUAAUAUUUUAGAUAAUAAAAAUAAAGAUAAUAUUUUAAAUAAUGAAAAUAUAAAUAAUAAUUUAAUUAAUAAAAAUGGAGAUAGUAAUUUAAGCGUUGAAGAAAAAGAUAACAAUUUAAGUAUUGAAAAAAAAGACAAUUUAAAUAAUGAAAAUAUAAAUAAUAAUUUAAUUAAUAAAAAUGGGGAUAGUAAUUUAAGCAUUGAAGAAAAAGGUAAUAAUUUAAGUAUUGAAAAAAAAGAUAAUUUAAAUAAUAAUAUAGUAGCAAAUAGUUUAAUAGAUGUAGUUAAAACUAAUAAUUUCAUUAAUGAAGAUUCAUUUAAUACUUUAAAUAAUGGAAAUAUAGCUAGUAAAUUAAUUAAUGAAAACAUUCAUGAUAUUGUAGAAGAAAAUUUCGAUAAUGAUCAUAUUGAAUUUUUUGAUAAAUUAAAAAAAGAUAAAGAAAACUUUUCAAAUAUUGAAAAGACUGAAAUUUUUUCAAAUGUUAAAAAAAAAUUGGAACAGUGUUCAUCUUUUUUUUUAAAUAAAAAAGAAAAAAUAAAAGAAUUUGAUAAUAUAAAUUUAAGUUAUAAUGAAAAGCUACUAAUACAGAAAAAGUAUACAGAAGAGAAUAAGAAAAAUCAUGAAAACAACAAUGACUUAAUAGAGGAAAAUAAAAUUCUUUUAAGUAAAAUAAUAGAAAAGGAUACUCUUAUCAACAAUUUAAGAGAAGAUUUAAACAAUAUAUGUAAGUUAAAGUGUGAUGAAGAAAUAGUACAUUAUUAUAACGAAAAAAUAGAUAUUUUAAAUAGUGAAGUAACUAAUAUAAAAAAUGAAUAUGAUAAUUCAGUAAAAAAGUGGUUUCAUAUAAAAAGUAUAUUAAACAUUAAAGAUGAUGAAACAUUAAUAAAUAAUAUAGAAAAUAUUACUAAAAAAUAUUUAUUCAAUGAAUAUAUUGGAAAUAACAAAGAAGGAAAUACUCAACUUAAUACAGAUGAAUUAAAUAAAGAAAAUGGAGAUAAAGAAAUAUUAUUAAGAGAACAUAAAAAAAAUUAUAUUUAUAUUAUUGAAAAUUUGAAAAGAGAAAUUAAAAUAAAAGAGGAAACAGUUGAAAAAAUUACAGAAGACUUAAAUAUUUUAUUAAAUAAUCCAGAAAAAUACAAGUUUAGUUCAGUGUUUCAUGAAAACAAAGUAAAUAAUUUUUUAGAAGAAAAUAAAAAGAUGAAUGAACUAAAAAAUACCCUAAUAAAAAAUUAUGAAAAUAUUAAUCAAGAAAAAUUAAAUUUAAAUGUAUCUAUAAAAAAACAAGAGGAACAUAUGAUGUCUGAUGAAAAUCAAAUUAAAAAUAAUGAAAAGAAUUGUUAUUUAGAAUAUGACAAAAAGAUACAUAAAAUGGAAAAUUUAAUUAUUGAAAAAGAUAAUAUAAUCAAUGAAAUAAAACAGUCAUUAAAUAAUAAAGAAAUUUAUAUAGAUAAAAUUAUGCAAGAAAAAAACAAAGCUAUUGAAGAAAUUGAUCUAUUAAAAAAUGAAAAAGAGAAAUUGAAACAAGAAAUAAAUAAUAAUAUAAACAUAGAAUCAUAUUUUAUGAAAAACUCUGACAAAAAAGCAGAGGAAGAAAAAGAAAAGGAGUUAGCAGAAUUAAAAGAUAUAAAUGAAGAAUUGAAAAAUAAAAUCCAAGAAUAUGAAAGGAAAUAUGAAGAAUUAAAAAAUAAAAAUAAUGAAAUUAAAUGUACAAAUGAAGAUUAUGAAAAAAAAUAUGAAAAAUUAAAAAAUAAAAAUGUUAAAAAUGAAGAGAAGUAUGAAGAACUGAAAACGGAAAAGGAUGAAUAUGAAAGAAAAUAUGAAGAGUUAAAGAAUAAAAGUAAUGAAAAUGAAAAGAAGUAUGAAGAACUGAAAACGGAAAAGGAUGAAUAUGAAAGAAAAUAUGAAGAGUUAAAGAAUAAAAAUAAUGAAAAUGAAAAGUAUGAAGAACUGAAAACGGAAAAGGAUGAAUAUGAAAGAAAAUAUGAAGAGUUAAGGAAUAAAAAUGAUGAAAAUGAAAAGAAAUAUGAAGAGUUGAAAACAAGGAAUAAUGAAUAUGAAAAAAAAUAUGAAGAGCUAAAAAAUAAAAAUAAUGAAAAUGAAAAGAAGUAUGAAGAACUGAAAACGGAAAAGGAUGAAUAUGAAAGAAAAUAUGAAGAGUUAAAGAAUAAAAGUAAUGAAAAUGAAAAGAAGUAUGAAGAACUGAAAACGGAAAAGGAUGAAUAUGAAAGAAAAUAUGAAGAGUUAAGGAAUAAAAAUGAUGAAAAUGAAAAGAAGUAUGAAGAAUUGAAAACAAGGAAUAAUGAAUAUGAAAAGAAAUAUGAAGAAUUAAAGAAUAAAAAUAAUGAAAUUAAAUGUAUAAAUGAAGAUUAUGAAAGAAAAUAUGAAGAACUAAAACAAAAAAAUAAAAGAAAUGAUAGUAAAUAUGAAGAAUAUGAAAAAAAAUAUGAAGAACUAAGUCAAUUAUUAAAAAAUAAAGAGAAUAUCUUAAAAGAAAAGGAUAAUGAAAUAAAAGAAAAAGUAUACAUAAUGGAACUAGAUAUAAAUACAAAAAAUUCGAAAAUACAUGAUCUUGAGGAAAAAGUUGAAGAAUAUGAAAAGAAAUUAAGUCAUUUACAAGUUAAUUUUAAUAUAAGCGAAGAUAAAUUACAAAGUGCAUUGGAAAAUUUGGAAAAAAAUAAUGAUAUGCAUGAAAAUAAAAUUGAAAAUUUGAAAAAUAAAAUAAAUUAUUUAGAACAAGAAUUAAAUAAUAAAGAAAAGGAAAACAUAAAAUUAAUGAAUACUAAUAAAGAAUUAAAUAUGUUGAAUAAUAACUUAAAAAUAAAAGAAAAAGAAAAUGAGCAAAAUAUUUACAACUUAAAAUCAAAUUUAGAAAGUAAUGAAAAAGAAAGCUAUAUGAGGUAUGAAAAAAUUCAAGAACAGAAUAUAAAAAUAGAAAAUUUAUUAGUUGAAAAUAGUAAAAAUUCCAAAAUAUUAGAUUUAUUAAAAAAUGAAAAAUCAAAAAUAGAAAAUGAAAAUAGUUUAUUAAAAAAAGAUUUAUCAAAUAUGGAGGACGAAUUAAAAAAGCUGCAAAAAUAUAGUUAUGAUAUUUAUGAAAUUAAAAAUUAUUUAGAAACUAUCAUUGAUAAAAAUAAAAACUUAAUUGAAGAAAUAGAAUCUGAAAAAAAUCAAAAAGAAGAGUUGAAAAAUGAAAUUAAACGUUUCUUAAUUCAAAUUAAUAAAUCAUCCAUUGCUUUAAAAAUGUAUAAAAUGAAAUGCUCUUUUCUUAUUAAUAUUAUCAAAAACUAUGAAGAAAAUUUAAAUAUACUAGAAAACAAAUUGAGAAAUUAUGAAUAUAAACAAAAAAGAAUAAAAAGAAAAGAACAUUAUUCUAUCAACAGUGAUAUACAUAGUGUUAAUGAGGAAUCAAAAAUAGAAAUCUUAAAUGAUGAUAUAAUAAAUAAUAAAUCAGAAUCUUUAAUAAAAGAAACAAUAUUCUUAAGAGAAGAAUUAAAUAAUGAAAUAAAUAAAAAAAAUGAAAUUUUAAAUAAACUUCAAAAAUUAUUAACAAUUUUAAAAGAAAAAAAUUUAAUAAUAAAUGAAAAGAACUAUAAAAUAAAAAAGUAUAAGCUUUUAAAUAAUACUUUGCAAAAUUCUAUUACUAGUUAUCAAAAUAAUAUAAAAUCAUUAAAGGAAAAUAUAAACUGUUUACAAAAACAAAUAGAAUUAAAAGAAGUAAAAAAUAUAAUAAUUCCACCAAAAGUAAAUGUUAGCAUUUCAAAAUUCUCAUCUUUUGAAAAUAACUUAAAAAACGAACUAAAGGGAUUUAUAGGAAAUUCUUCUAAUUUCUUAGAAACAACUUUUAAAUAUAUUAAUGAAAAUACACUUAAAAAAAAUUUACAGAAUAAAGCAUUUUUUUCUUCUUCAUUAGAUAAAAAAAAUGAUGAUUUACAAAAGAUGGAUAAUAGUAAAGAAAAUCUCAUAAAUAAUGAUUUUACCGACGUUACAAGUUUUGCAAAAAAUUUUAUUUACAAUAAUAUGAAUAAAAUACACAAUUAUAAAAAUGAACAUAUUGACAAAAUUAAUUCCCAUUUAGCAACUGAAGAGGAGCAAAGAAUAAUAAGUAAAGAAAACUCAAAUAAUAAUGAAGAAUUCUUAAAAAGUCAAUCUUUAAAAAAUAAAAUAAAUCAUAUAGAACAAUCAGUAUCUGAUAAAAACUUCGAGAAUGGCAAUAAGUAUGCUAAUCUUUUUAUUAUAAAGAAAGAUGAUCUUAAAUCAAGUUUUGAUAAUAGUUGUAACUUAGUAGAUUCACAAGUUCAUGAAACUUAUGAAAACAGAAUAGGUAAAUUAAAGGAGUCAUUUGAUAAUUGUGAUAUGAAUAAAAAGGAAUUUGAUAAAAUUAGCAAUGAUGGCGUAUCAUUUGAAGAUUAUAAUAUAAAUGAAAAUAAUUUUUGUGAUAACCAUAAAAAUAAAGAUAAAUAUAAAGAUUAUGAUCCUUUUGUGGAAACCUAUAAUAAUGAGGUUUUUAUAGAGAAAGAAUUUGAAAUCAGUGAUGAUGAGUUAAAUAUAGAAGAAAAUUAUAAAAUUAUAAAAGAUGAAAAGAACUUAGAAAAUAAAAAUUUAUAUAAUAAUUUUACAAAUAAUAAUGAAAUAAGCGUAUCUCACGAAAACAUAAAUAAAUAUGGAAUAAAAAAAGAAGAAAAAGUCAUUGAUAAUUUCAACAAAGAUAGUAGUAUGCAUUGUAGUAAUAACUUAAAACAAAAAGAAAACAAAAUAUAUGAAAAGGAAGAACAAUUACAAUCUAAUUUAUCUGAUGAUGAUUUACAAAUAGACGAUGUAUGGAAUGACAAAAUUGAUUUAGAAAAUUUAGAAAUUAGUGAAUUUUAA